AUCUGGAGGACAGCACUAAAGCACCUCUGCUUUUCAGGUGUGGUUUAACCAGAAGAGCUUUCACUCCCUGCCCUCCUACCUCAGUCAUCUGGACAACCUCUUUCUGUGGAGACACUUGCCCCUGGGGCAUGGACUGGAGACCUUAUGAUAUGCAACGCUCCUGUGGAUAUAUCUGCUGUCUGGAGUCUUCCCCAGUGCUGACAUGGCCUUCAUCUCCUACGUCUUCCUGAACUUCAUCUUUGGAAUCUGCACCCUGCUGAUGACCAUCAUGCCACGGCUGCUGGCCAUCAUCUCCAAAGCCCAGAAAGUGCCUGGAUGGACAGCUCACUGACAAGAAUCGGUUUUAACACCAAUCGUGAGAUUAUGAGCCAUGUACUUCACAUCUGACCUGUAAAAUGGAAACUCUAUUGGCAUCUACUCCACUACCUGCUGUAAAUAGGGUGUUACUGAUUGCUUGCCUGCUGCAUGCUGAGAAGCCCACUGAGAGCCUGGGUGCUUUGGCCCAAACACCUCUGCCACCUCCCUGGCAUGAAUCAAUGCUAGGAGUAACCUAUCUUGACCCAAGGCAUAGUUCUUGCCUGACGGCCUCUCUUACUGGUAACUUCUGUUUUCUCAGCUACUGAGGAAGUGACUGCUGCCAUACCACUGACCAACAGCCAAUCCUAGGUCAGAGGGUCUGUGAGCCUGGUGGUCAGGGCCCUGCGGGGCCACCCCCUUGAGUCUCCCUGUAGAGGGAGGUUCUCGUGGAGGUGCAGAUUUUGUCGUCAACUCCUGAAGACUUUUGCAGAGUUGAGCGAUGACCAUCGUGGACAGAACUGACUCUUCAGACUCGUCGGACCAUCGGAAUCAGCGCGGCCAUUCUGAGGCAGCCAGCACUGCAGACCUGGGUGCAGGCUCUGCUGACCAGAGCGCUGAGUCUUCAUCACUGAGUGAUGUUUCCAUUCACACACUUUCUUUACGACCGGUACUGGGUGCUGUUUAUUCAGAGUCGACUGUUGCUGGUGAUGGCAUUCCUCUACCACAGAAAAUUCUUUUUCCGCCAGAGAAGAUUUGUCUUAAGUGGCAGCAAAGUCACAGAGUUGGCGCUGGGCUGCAGAAUCUGGGUAACACCUGUUUUGUCAAUGCGGCCCUGCAGUGUUUGACGUACACGCCACCUCUCGCCAAUUACAUGUUAUCACGUGAACACACCAAGACAUGCCAUGCAGGAGAAUUUUGUGUGAUGUGUAUAAUGCAGACACAUAUUAUCCAGGCACUCAGUCAUCCUGGGGAUGCUAUUAAGCCCAUCGCUGUGAUCAGUGAACUGCAGGGUAUAGCUAGUCACUUCCAAUUUGGAAACCAAGAAGAUGCUCACGAAUUUCUUCAGUACACUCUUGAUGCUAUGCAGGAAGCAUGCUUACAGGGCAGCUAUGAAUUAGAUAGACACACUCAGGCCACCACCCUCAUUUAUCAGAUAUUUGGAGGCUAUCUAAGAUCAAGAGUGAAAUGUUUAAAUUGCAGAGGCGUUUCAGACACUUUUGAUCUGUAUCUUGAUGUUACAUUGGAGAUACAGGAUGUCUGCAGUGUUAACGAGGCAUUGGCUCAGUUUGUGAAGCCAGAACAGCUAGAAGGAGAGAACUGCUACAAGUGUAGCAAGUGUAACAGUAUGGUUCCAGCUUCAAAGAGCCUUUCUAUACACAGACCAUCUAAUGUUCUCACACUGUCUCUGAAACGCUUCUCUAAUUGUACCGGUAGUAAAAUUGCCAAGAUUGUGAAAUACCCAGAACAUCUCAACAUUAGAGCAUACAUGUCUCAGCCUAGUGGAGAAGCCAUGCAAUAUUCAUUGUAUGCAGUGCUGGUCCACAGCGGAUCUAAGUGCUGUGUGGGCCACUACUUCUCUUACGUAAAAGCAAGCAAUGGCCUGUGGUACCAGAUGAAUGACUUCAUGGUAUCACCCAGUGAUAUUUCAUCUGUGCUGAGUCAGCAAGCCUAUAUACUCUUUUAUAUCAGGACCUAUGAUGUGAAGCACGGAGGUGAGGUUACUGCUCAUUUCCCCUGCCACCCCUGUCAGUUCUCUUCACACCCGGACACCCAUCAGUGUACCUCGACCAAAGAGCAGGCUGCACCAGGGUUUAAUGGACCACAGCUGCCAUCUCACAUGACACGGAAUCUGCCUUACUGGAACAGGAUCAGGGCACCAAUAGACACAUCAAGUAGUUCCACGUGGAGUCCUGGUGGAAAUCCCAAGGUGAACAGGCCUAGGCCUGUUCAAGCUUCUACUUCUGUUCCAAACCGUGUUCCUGGAAUGGAGCAAAGUCUGUUUGGGGACCUGACUGCAGAGUUUGAGGCUGUCAGUGUUUCUGCUGGUUCCCAUGAUGAAGUGGACCCGAUUGCAAGUCUGUGUGAAAUGUUUAAGAAACUUUUGCUGACCCCGGAAAUCAGCCUCAAAUCCAUGAGAGAUGUGAUGUCAGAAACCAGCUCAGCCAUAACUGAUGUGUCUUUGCCCUUUGUAAACAAACUUUGCAACAAGAACCAGACAAGCACAGGUGCAGACCCAGUUUAUGAGCCCUGUGAUGCUGGGAAGGUAACACAGGACUGCAGCAAGGCAAACGGGUUGUUACCUGAGAGCCUGCAGCACUCUGGACUAGCCGGGACAGUGGAGCAGCUGAGCCUGGCUCCCUUCACACAGUCAGAAGGCAGAUGUGAGCCCGGGCCCUUGGUUUCCCUCAGGGGAGAGCAGUGUGGUGACACAGGGGCUCAGACCCAGAAUACAGGAGAAUGUGCCAAUGCACUGCCUUCUACUCAGCCACAGAGUACCCCAGGAACCCAUCCUGAAGGGGACCCUGCGCACAGCCAUGUCAAGGGGUGCAGUCAAGUUCAGGUUGUGCAGAAGGUUCCUGACCACCGUACACAAAAAAUAAGCAGCCGUACGCGAUGUGACCAUGAAGGUUACCAUAAUCGUCAUGACUGUUCCUCGACUUGGGAAGAUGUAAAGAAAAGCAGAGGUAGAAGCCGGAGCCGGAGGCGGAGCGGGAGCGGGAGCGGGAGCGGGAGCGGGAGCAGGAGCAGGAGCAGGAGCAGGAGCAGGAGCAGGAGCAGGAGCAGGAGCAGAACUGAGGGUAACUGUGACAUAAAGUGGCUCUGCUACGCGAGAAAGCACAACAAGCUGGAGUGCCAUGCUGUGCAACACUGCAGUGCCAACCAGGACCCUCUGUGUUGUGGAGACAGAGUCAGUCCCGGGAAGCCCUGUGUUCUGAGCAGAUACAGCUCCCACCACUCCCAAACCUGGAGUGGGGCUCAGCAGGACUGGAGCCCAUACCGCCCCUCUGGCAGGGAGCAUCACAUGCUUCCAGAGAAGUCUUACCCCAAGAAAAUGUGGUGGGACCAGUGCAGAUACCUCAACAGGUACACUCCAUACGAAGCCAGGGAGCGCAGUGUGAAACGGUCACACAAGGAUUCUUCCCAGGCCAGGAAGGGCCAGGAGCUGCCUGCCCUGCUGUGGGAGUGGACCGGCUUCCACAGCCCACACACUGGUGCUUCACCGCCUUGCCCUCUGCACCCUGAGUGCUACCCUCAGGAGAAAGCUGCCUUCAGGGCUGACCACAGUGGCUGCAGCCUGUCGCACCGGAUUCGUGGACAUGAAACCAUGAGGUCACGCAAGCGCAGGUACCAGAGUGCAGAAAGUACCUGUAACGGGGGUAGCACACCAAAGAAAGCCCGCAGGAGCCUACCGAGAGACCUGGAGGAGCCUAACAAAUCUAAAGCCAAACACCAUGAGCGGGAGCACAGGUGUCUGCUGGACACAGACCUCCCAGUAGUGCAGUCAGACACUCAGCCCUGCAGAUACCAAAAGAAGAGGCACUCGGAGAACUUUGGAACAGAACCAGGACUUCACUCACCCAAGACCACAAGCUGUGAGACUGUGGAUGAUGUCUGGAGACCUCAGGGUAGCUCCCUGCUUGCUGAUGGCCUGCCUGUGGAGGGCUUUGGAAUUUUUCAAAUGGAAAAGAAACCCUUAAAGCUGGACAGCAGGACUGACUGGUGCCAGUAUGGCCAGGGUGAUUGACAACUUGGUCUUGGAACAAAUAAUAAUCACUAGCUCAGGUAAGUGCUUCCCCUGUACAUUUUCUUCUUCAUAGAAGCACUGGGAAGGGACAGAGAAGGCAUCACAUUUCUGAGGAAAGUCAAGGGUCAUGGAGUGGUGAGCUAUGGAACCAGCAGCAAUGAUGGGGACCUCUGAAUUCUAAGCAAGCCCUGGAGGGUGGGACCUCUUCUCCCUGGCUAGGGAAGGGGAGGCGCUGCUUCCUCCCACCUUCCUCCGUGGAAGAAACCCACAGGGAACCCCCAUCAGAAUCAGCCACCAUGAGAUAAGCAUCUGGGAUGAGAAGCCCUUGUCCCCUCCCCAGAAAGCAGAGUCCAUCACAAGAGCUCAGCACCUAGGCCCGGUGGGUGGUCAGGCCGAGGCUGGGUCAUACCCCUCACUUGACACUGCCAUCUUGUUGGGAUGAGGUCCAGGGACUAGUGCAGAGCCUUCAUUUUAUGGAGGCUAUGUCUGAGUCUCUGGUGUUCUGUACUCCUGGGAGGUGGGGACUCCUGUUCCAUGUUAUCCACUGGUGGAAGCAAAGGGAGAGGUGAACCAUUUAACUCCUGAAAGGAAACUGUCUUUAUGGUACUCAUAACCAAUCAGCAAGGAUGAUUUUAAAUGAACUUCGAGGUGAACUAUCGAAAGAUGAUCAGUGUGCAGUUAACACUCUUUACUUGUGUGUCCUCAAGGGAAAGCCUUAAGUCUGAGGACUGAAAGUCUUCUGGAGUGAAAGAGGAUCUAAGGAUUGGGAAGGACUGGCCACAGCUGGGUUCCAGGCUAUGCAGGUGCAGUGUGGCCCAGCAGGUGGCGCCUCCCUGGCCAGGCCCCCAAGAGCUCCUCUGCAGCUGCCUGGCUUCCAUGGGUUCCUCUACUGCCUUUCAGAAAGGCAGCAAUGGCUUCAGUUGAAAAGAGCUUCCUGAAGAGCAAGGGGACCUGAGGACUGGGGGGGGACAGAAAGGGGAACCUGGAUCUGGGGGGACCCUCCUUUUGACUAAUGCCUGUGCCUCCUGUCUUUCAGAUUCAACAUGUUCCACAGCAGUCAUCCCAACUCGGUUACAGUAUUAACAUAAAUUUGUUCAAAUCUGGGUGAUGCCUCCUUAGUAAAUGCUGUACAUAUUUUGCCAUGAUUCUUUGGGUUUUUAUCUUUUCUUAAUUGUCCCUAUUCCAAAAGGAUGAACACUUUCUGCACCUGUGGACAUUGUAAAAUGCUGUGUAUAUAAAUCACAAUGAAAAUAACACCCAGCCACAGCACAUCUCACGUGCUGCUGAACUGCACCAUUACACACUCAGGCUGAGGACUCAUAUUUAUGUAGUGUUCCUCCAAGUUAGACACGUGAUUGUGCAAGACCAACUGGGAAACCAUGGAAUUAUUAAAAGGACAAACUGACAGCACAGGGAUUUCAUUUAAAGACUUACUUAAAAAUUUACAAGCUUUCAACUCGACCUUUGAUGGCAGGCUGUUAUCUGUGGUGUCUGACACUAAGAAAAUUAAUUUGCUUCCUAGUUUAAUUGUAUUCAGGUGUGAAAAGGUGUUUCACAGGCAAGAUUUGCUUUGGAACUUUGCGGAACUAUUCCAAACAACUUAGCAGCUAUGCUGAGUAUUCAUACUAUUAAUUUAAAGUCCAAAUACUUGUGAAGAUUACAGUAUGUUCUUUAUGAUAUAACCCUUUCUUAUACUGGGUCUUGUCACCUGUAGGAUCCUGGAGUCAGUUGUCAGCCUGGUCCUAAGAGUUCUAGUUAUGGACAAAAUCAUGCUGUGAUGUUAUUUUUCAUAUGGCUAUGCUAUAAUAUUGGAGCAGGGAGCAUGGUAUUUAGUAGUGUCUGUGUAAGUAAUUGCAUGGCUUAGACAGUUUGUGCGGUUCAGCGAUUCCUAGUUUGGUCUUUGUUCUCUUAAAGAUGGAAAAGCACUUGCUCCACUGUCAAUAUGCAGCAGGUGGAAUUGACAUAGUCCAUAAACGGCAGCAAAGCAGUCAGUUUGUGGCAUUUGUCAGCUUUGUCCCCACUCACUUGCACCUGCAUCUUCUGUCUUCUCGUUCACUAUACUGAAAAGCUGCACAGUUCUGCCAGACUCUCCAGGGGGGCCUCAGACCUCAGCGAAGGAUCCAGGGCCACCAGGCCGUGCUGUGCUGGGCCCAGCACAUCUCUAUUUUAAGGAAGCAAGCCUUAGACAGCCUUACUUUAAAAACACAUGUGGUUUUGAUUUAGUGAAGGCAAUAUUGCAAGCUUUAACAGCCAUAUACAUUUCACUUGCUUUGCUCACUUUACAGAAAAUUAUUGGUAGAUAUUUUAUUAUCGAGAAAAUACUCACGUAAGUGGUAGGAGGUAUGUACAGUGAAUAGCGAAACACUCAAAUCAAUCUAUCUUAUGUACAUAUUGCUUAUAUUUCGGUUAAUAGAGACAUUUUCUGGGGAAAAAUAAGAAAAUAAAAAUAAGAAAACUGGACUCUGAUCUAUAAUAGCUGCAGAGCAUCUGUGUAGAUGGGUGCAUUUUUAAUCUUAAAAACAAGCACUGCUUUAUAUGAGGCAUUAGAUGCUGCUUUAUUUACAAAAGUUUUAAUUUGAGUUCAUUUAGUGUCCCAUUAAACCACCUGAACUGUUUCAGGAACCUGGAGAUAUGGGGCCUCGUGUGCCCAUAGGGUCGGGCCAAAUAAACCUCAAAUGGUACCCAGGACCCAGGAAGACAGCUCGUCUGGUGGUGCUCUUUGUGGAGCUGCCAUCUCUGGGCCCAGGUUCCUGCUCAGAACUGCCUGCCACCCUUUGUCUCUGGAGGAAGCUUGGUUUCUGGCCAGACAUGGGACCAAUAAUGCAAGACAAAGUUUAGACCCUCAAGUGGGGAGGCGAUGAGCACAACUGAGCCUCACUGUCUGCUCACUGAAGGGAGGCUCUUCCCACUUCUAGGUUGCCUGGUAUAGGUCAGGUACACAGCAGGAUGUCAGAUGCCUUCAGUGUUAAUACUGUCACAGAAAUCCUGGAGCUAAGCGAUGUCAAGCAAGGCUCUUGAUAGGGCAAGUUACUGAAGAUGCUGAGCCCCAGGGCCUUCUGCCUGAUCCUGGGUGAGCAGCCAUCUGGCAUAGAUGCAUAGAGGUGACCGUGGUGAUAAAAGAUUCACCAACAAGACUCCAUGCUCAUUUCUCUCAACACCUUCAACAGAAAGGCCCACAUGCUCCGGGAGGGUGCCCUGGGAUAGAUUUCUAGUACUGCAAGAGAAAACAUAAAAACACCUCCAAAUCAGUACUGCCCAUCUGCAGAGAACUUGGGGAGGUUUAAAAGCAGUUGCCAGAUAAGAGGAGCUACAGGGCCACCAUGAGGAGGCUCAGAAGCUCAGUCCCACAGCCUCACUCUUCUGUCCUCAUGGGGUCAAGGGUGAGCCUCUGGCUAAUGCAAGAAGACAGAGGACAGAGGGGUCCUCAGAACCAGCAGAGAGACUCGAUUUCUUUACACUCAGUAAUUCAGGGAAGAGAUUUACCAACUGCUUGUCUUUUCUGUGACUGCAGCCAACAGCUCAGCAAGCCCCACUUCUGCAAGGAUCCCAGUACUUUUGUCCCCACUGACACAGUCUCCUGGAUCCCACCAGUGAUUUCUGGAGCUUGAUGACAUCCCACAGCGCUUACAGUGCAUGUGAGGCCACAUCAGCAUCACAGAACUGCACUUGGAGGAAGGCCAGCAGCAGUAAGAUACAUCUGGGGCCUGCCUCACCUCAGGCCCAAGCCAGUGGCUGCUCCUGCCUCAGGGACCAGGUCCCAGUGAGCAGAUGCUGCUGCCAUUGGCCCCUCCCUGUGAGGUGUCCCACUGACCACCCUCCCUAAAGUUGCAACCCCCACCCUCUGUGCUUUCCUGGGCUGCAAGGCAUCCUCCACCUCCUGUUUUCUCUCUACCUGGAGGGUGGAGGGCAUGGACCAUGACUUUGCUCUCCUCUGCAGGUGCCAUGGCCAGUCCUUCACUCAGUGAUGUUCCAAGCUGUGGUGACCUGAGACCUGCUUUCAAGCACCAAAUGUGAAAAUAUGAAUCAGGUCCCCAUGGUGCCUACACGUCCAGGCCCUCAGCCACAUUCUUUGAGUCUCUAUGGUGAGAACAGAUCUGCUCCGCUCUUUUGCAUUUGAUACUUGGGGUGAGUAUUAUAAGACAAUCCUAUAAAUUAUGUGUCCUGCAUUGUUUCCCCUGCAAACGGUGACUACCAUAGACAGGAAGUAUCAGAAAGGCAAGUCAGACUCAGUUUCCAUGGACAGAAACGCAGUGUGAUGAUCUCACUGGUUUGGACUCAGCCAAAGUAUCAGAGAGACAGAAAACUGCACGGUCUGAUUGUCCAAUACCAUUCUCCCAUCCAAGGACUAACCAGGCCCGACCCUGCUUAGCUUCUGAGAUCAGAGGAGAUCAGACGUGUUCAUCUUGGUAUGGCCAUAGACUCCAAUACCAUUCUACACUUUACCCAUCCAAAGAAAAGUACAUAUGUGUCUUCUGGUGAUGUACCAGUUUAAAGACAAAUAAGUGGGUUACUGAACAAAUUAUUACAAGUGAUUGUUUCAUAUAAGGCUUCACCAGCCUGACAGUGCAACAGGAUGGUAAACCUUGCUGUCCUGAAAACUGCAGAGCAAGAGAGGGGUAUGGUAAUGAAGCAAAGACACCAGGGGGGCCCCCAUGAGCAGAGGCAGCGCUGUUACUGCUCCCUGGCCUGGUCUAUGACUGGCACCAAAGAUCAGGAAGCUGGCCUUACUGAAAAACCAGCAGCUCAAGAGCAGGCAGUGCCUCCGGUUUUCUCUGGAGGGGCCACAGCUUUAAGAGGUUCUUGCAGUCCUCUCACCUGCUAUUUCCAUCCCUCCUAUGUGUUCUAUAAUCUCUGUGGCUACAAAGUUGGUGGCUGUGCCCUGAGAAGCCAAACGUCUAAUAGGCCCAAGGGAGGGUUUGCUCUGGACACUCAGGACCUAUCUUUGCAAGUCAGUACACUUCAGACCUCAAGGAACAUGGGUACAUCCUGUGACAUGACUCAGGAGGACUUAAGAAAGCCGGUCAGGCUUGGAACAAGGAAAUUUCUGUGCUUGCAGGUGCGGAACAGAGAAGUGGCCGCUGGGGAGGCUGAGUUUCCUUUGAAGGAGACUGGGGCUGCAGCCAUGAGAAACUGGGACCCACUGUUCAAGUUCACAUCCGAGACGCGGAGGUGAAAUGCAGUCAGAAGCUUGAGAGGACGAGGGCACCUAUGACUGUGAGACUGCACCUCAGAAGGGAGAGAGGCCAGAACAGAAGGGGAGCACACAGGAGCAGCCUGCUCUGAGCAUGGUGACAAGUGUCCUCAGAACUGAGACGUUCAUGUGAAGGGGGGCAAAGCUUGGAGUGAUGUGCCCAUGAGCCAGGGACAGGCCUGCAAGGCAUUGUCCCUUGGUGCAGAAAGGCUUCUGGCCUGCUGAACUGCAGGAGAAUAAAGUUUUGUAUUUUAAGGCA
Cavia porcellus (domestic guinea pig) is the source of this 9492-nucleotide messenger RNA. Its product is annotated as ubiquitin carboxyl-terminal hydrolase 42-like. The transcript is spliced from 22 exons. Bases 797 to 4042 code for a protein of 1081 amino acids. Gene Ontology annotation, cellular component: cytosol; nucleus. Gene Ontology annotation, molecular function: cysteine-type deubiquitinase activity. Gene Ontology annotation, biological process: regulation of apoptotic process; protein deubiquitination. NCBI's taxonomy places the organism in Eukaryota, Metazoa, Chordata, Mammalia, Rodentia, Caviidae. The record is from RefSeq and is a predicted model, not a curated record.